AUGGAGGAGAAAAAGAAGAAGACGCGGGCGGAGAAGACCUCCUGCGCAUGGGUCCGCAUUGGCGCACUAGUCUUCCUGCUCGUGCUGGCCAUCACAGGGCCAAUCUGGGCCUUCACUUUGGCCUCCUGCACCUCAACUCUGCCCUGCCGCAUUGGCCAGCAGCUGACGCACGCGGAGGCGCAAUGUGCCGAGGGCGCUGGCGCCAGAUCUGAGGAGCUUCUGCAUGGCGACGCUUGCACCUUGCUUUGUGACGACCCCAGGAAGAGGCCCACCAUCCCGGAGCUGCUCUGUCUGGACGGCAACGCCAGCGGAAGCGAGAUGGUGCAGUGCGUGGUGCCAGAGGUGCCGUCAGGCCCGCCAUCCCUUGAGCCCAGCUUUGCUUCGUAUGCUAUUACGUCCGGAGAGCCGCGCCUGGUUUGCGGCCAAGCAGAGCGCUUUCCAUGUGAGGCGGCUCCAGGUGCUACGUCGAUAUUGGUCCAGCUGCGCUUCAUGAACAAAGACAAAUGCGAUGAGAUCUUUACCGAGUGCCGUAGUCUGAACUCAGUGUUCACUUUUCAAGAAUUUGUUAGGAGCGAGGCAGCGUUGGCGUACGAAGCGGAUCCCAACAACAAGACGCUCUAUGAUGCAGCUUGGGACGACCCUGGCACCUGCACAUUGGGCUGCUUCGUGGAGCAGUUCGACCUGGCUCAGCUGCAAUCCAUGCAGAACGAGCUCACCACAGUGACCAACCAGGUGGCGACUGCGUUCCCCGUGCCGGACGGCCAGUUGGCCAUCAACUACUGCGGCGGCAACCCAGGUCCGGCCUGCAUCCGAGUGCAGGGCUUGUGUGACCCCUCGCAGGAUGGUGACUACUACAAGCAUCCCGUCUGUAUCUCAGGCCAGGCUCAAUGGGCAAAGAUUGAUGGGUCCUUGCGGAUUCGGUACGAUGGUGAUGAGCGGAACGGGCAGGCCGGCAAGUGGGUGCUGGAAACCGACGUGGCGGACUUGCUCUCCAGUGGUUACGGCACCGAGAUUGCCCGGCAGCCCACGUUCAAUCCCACACCAGUCCUGGGCGACACCAUCUGGAACCUAAAGUGCAGGUUUCCCAGCGGUGGCGGGGGCUACUACAUCCAGUAUCACACCCGGAUCGUGGAGCUUGUGAGCUGCACCUGCGACUCGCAGAUCGACUGCAAUGGCCGCGGUGAAGCGGUCGGCAGCAAGGACAACGGGCCCAACUGCGUGUGUGUUUGCAGCCCGGAGCGCGCCGGGGACUCCUGCGAGAUCCCGUUAUGUCAGGUGCCGGGGGUGCAGAACGCCCUGCAGCCUGCUUGCAAGGAGGGCGCCUGGAUCUUCCCGGACGCCACCUGCACCCCCGACUGCACAGAAGGUCACGCGCCCAGCAACGACGUCUUCACCUGCACAAGUGAUGGCACCUUCCUGCUGCCCCUGGGCUUCACCUGCAACAAGAUCUGGGUCAACGAGGAGCCGCCCGACGAGUUCGGCAACACGCCGGACGCUUACGAGACCGCGACCACCACCACGCCACCAGAAUGCACGGACUUCGACUGCGUGUUCCACGGCACAGCCACUGGAAACCGGCGGGCGGACGGGAGCUGCGAGUGCGAAUGCCAUGAUGGCUACACUGGUCCGCAGUGUCGAUCUGUGAUGGGCGACUGCCUGGCGCCGCUGCACAAGAACAUCCCCAACAGCGCCCUCUCCACCUGCGAGGAAGGCACCCGCCCGAAUUUGGUCUGCACGGCGCGCUGCGCGGAGACCUACUACGCCGUGCCCGCGCAGCUGGAGUGCCAAGGCACCUCGCUGGUGCCGGAGAAGUUUCGGUGCUUCGGCGGCCCCACCACGGAGAUGAAGUGGUGCCAGAUUGCCCAGAUCUCGUCCUUGGUCUUCACCGGUAUCACGUUUUUGGGCAUCGCAGUGGUCUGCUACGCCUUCCAGAGGAACAAGGAGAGGCCCUUUCAGAACUUCCUCUAUCAUGACAAGCUCGUGGAGAGUGUCACGGACGUGCACGGCAACUACAACGUGGUGCGUAUGACCAAUGGUGCCGAGUUCCACUCCAAAUUGCCAGACCACAUCUUGGGCCAAGAUCCUCGCAAGGUGGAGGUCGUCGAGCACAGCGACUACGCUGAAACGGAGAGCGGCCCCCGCCUCUCGCUGGAGGAGGCUGAUACUCGCACGCCAAGCGCGAGGCCUAGUGUGGCAGGCCUCCCCGGGCAGCCGGAGCCGCUACCCCUGACCGCCGGCGGCGGCAUGAAGCGCGGCGCGGAGGUGAUCCUGCGCGGCUUCGCGGGGCGCCCUGAGCUGGACGGUGCUCAUGGCUGGAUCCUGGACUACAGCCAUGAGAGUGGGCUGUGUGAGGUGGAUCUGGAGGGCAUGGAGAUCCUGAAGAACGUGCCGGAGUUCUGCUUGGAGGAGGCGGAAAUCUCGGCCGAGGCCCCGGCCAUCAUGGCUCCAGGGCCUGCCGCCUUGGACACCAACUGGCUGGUGAACAUGCGGGAUCUCGAGAACAAAGUGGAGGCCAGCCGCCAGGAGCGCUACAAGCAGUUUGCCAGUGCGGCAGUGAAGGAGGAGACGGAGAAAGCAGAACGCAUCAAGGAGGCUCUGCGGGAGACCGCACCGGUGCGCGCGGACUUGGAGGGCCGGAUGCGCAUGGGCCUCCGCUGUGGCGAUGGGGAGAUGCUGCGGGAAGCGAUCGCGGAGGCAAAGGAGCUGCUCAAGCAGAAGUAUCUGGCGAUUGCGCCGCCGGCCUCGCUCAGCUCCCUGCGACGGGUGAUGGAAACGGCGGAGGCGCGGCUGGAGCAGUUUGAUACCCUCAAGGAGUCGCGGCAGCGUGCGGAGGCCUAUGCGGAGCGUGUGCGCACGGGCCAGGCGGCGGACUGGAAGAUGACCUCCGCCGAGCUGACGAAGUUUGUGCGAGAGUGCAAUCCGGAGCGCGUGCGCGCAGGCCUGAAGGCCCAGCUGCCGGUGUUCCUGCGCACCGAGGGCACGCGCUUCACCAUCCUGCACGAUGCCUGCCGGGAGGCCUGCCUGGAUGAGCCCGGCAGCGAGCGCGCUGAGAACCGGGUGGAGGUGGUGCGGCUGCUAUGCGAGGCUCGCGCCAACAAGAACGCCGUGGACAUGCAAGAUCGCACCCCGCUGGACUUGGCCUUGGAGGUGGGCGGCCCGCGAGCGAAGCGCCACCCCUCGGUGAAGGCGCUGCGGGCGCUGGGACUCCGCACUGCCAUGGAAGCCUCCAGGGAGCUCAGGGGGGAGCUGCUGCAGGAGGAGGAAUCCGAGGUGACGGAGGACCCAGAGGAACCUCCGGAGGAGCCGCUCCUGGUGGAUCUGCAGCCGGACUCUGCCGACGGCCCAGAAGAUCGCCCGGACUCUCCGGAGGGGCCGAGGUCCUUCGCGCCCCCCGCGCCGGAGGCAUCUCCGCUGCAGCCGGAUGCCGUGCACCCCGAUGGCUGA
Messenger RNA from Effrenium voratum, 3444 nucleotides. NCBI's taxonomy places the organism in Eukaryota, Dinophyceae, Suessiales, Symbiodiniaceae. The record is from the annotation of a GenBank genome assembly.